CGAUGACCCUGACAUAUGCUCUCAGAUGUCACUCGUCCCCUACGAUGAUUCGGAUGAUGAUGAAGAGGGGCUUUCUGCAGACAAGGUAGAAGAUCAUGUAGCGGUAAAGGAAGCGGAUACGAAAGAUGAAAGCGGACAGGGUACUGAUAGGAUGGUAUAUACUUCCCUUGGUAUUGCCCGAUCAGAGCCAGUUCAAGGUGAUUGGCUAUGCUUUGUGUUCCUGCCUCUUCCCUUGGAAUCGGAUGCCAUGGACAUAUUGCGAAAGUGUGGUCGCUUCUUGGCAAGACAAGAUCUUUCCAACACCGUUCAACAGGUCAACGAACCUCAUAUUUCGCUUACACGUCCGAUCCUGCUACGUCGACACGAAUGUGAUGCAUUGGUACCGAUCGUAAAGGAGGCACUUCAGGCAUAUCGCAGAGACUCUUUUGCAUCUGUACAGAGGCUGCACAUUGCUUUCUCGCAAUUCACUCACCUGCCUAGCGAGGAUGCAAAACGAUCCUAUUGGGCUGCUGAAAUAGGUCAAGGAUGGGAUCAUGUUCGCAAUCUGACAACAGAGCUGGAUAGUGUCCUGAAGCAAAGAUUACAUUCUCGAAAGUAUCAUGAACAAGCACGAUUUCAUACAUCAUUUGCAUUUGUAGAUGCACUACCUGCAAAUGAUGUACACGAUCCAAUCGCAUCGAGUGUUCCGCAAUUAGAGCAACGAUACGGAGCAAGAUUGCGUGCAUGCUCGGCUAUAACAAUCAAUCAAAUCGGCAUCACGAUUGGACCAAAGACGUACUACUUAGAUCUUUAAAAUAUCCUGUACAAGUAUAAAAAUUUGCAUGUUGUAUAAUACAAUGGGUUUUCUCAAGCUGCUUCAAUUUCCUGACCUGAUUCU
This is a messenger RNA of Meira miltonrushii, 877 nucleotides long. RefSeq lists its product as uncharacterized. The transcript has a single exon. Gene Ontology annotation, molecular function: 3'-5'-RNA exonuclease activity. The coding region runs from base 26 to 793 and encodes 255 amino acids. The record is from RefSeq and is a predicted model, not a curated record. Gene Ontology annotation, biological process: U6 snRNA 3'-end processing. NCBI's taxonomy places the organism in Eukaryota, Fungi, Basidiomycota, Exobasidiomycetes, Exobasidiales, Brachybasidiaceae. Gene Ontology annotation, cellular component: nucleus.